CCUGUGUCAGCAUGCAGAUAGGCCACCUGUAGAUUAUUAAUGUCCCCGCUGUCACACAAUGCGUAUCCAGGGCACAGCCACAGUAAAGUGAAGCAAGGACGCGACACUGAGCAGGAAACUCUCACUUUAACCACUUCCUAACUGCUGACAUCUGCCCCAGGCAAGACAAUGACUGCCAGCGGCGUAACCGUGCCCCACCGGCACGGUGCUAGCAUAACCCAUGGUAUACUGCAGGAGCAGGGCCCUGCGCUCUGAGCAUCCCGGCCUGGAGAGGAACGAGGCAGGUGAUGAGGAAAGCAAACAGUUCUGUGCCCCCGGGCAUGUGACAUAUGAUGACGAUGGAGGACAGGCAGGUGUAUGUGGUCACCGGGGGCUGCGGGUUCCUGGGUUCUCACCUGGUCCAGAUGUUGGUGGAGCGUGCCAGCAACCUGUCGGAGAUUAGAGUGUUUGACCUCCACCUGGACACGAGCCUGGAGAGCCUCAGCACAGGCAGAGUAAAAGUCAGACUGAUUGGCGGAGAUAUCUCCCAGCUGGAUGACGUCCGGACAGCCCUACGCGGGAGCCAUGUCGUCAUACACACUGCCAGCCUGGUGGACGUCUGGGGCAAAGUGCCGGCUUCCAAAGUCACCCAGGUCAACGUAACGGGGACGGAGAACGUGCUGAGAGUAUGCGAGGAGGAAGGAAUAGAGUACCUGGUUUACACCAGCAGUAUGGAAGUUAUAGGUCCAAAUAUACAUGGAGACCCGUUCUACAGGGGUAAUGAAGAGACAGAAUACACUGUAUACCACAAUCAGGCGUAUCCACUCAGCAAAGCCAAAGCUGAGAAGAUUGUGCUGGAAGCCAAUGGCAGGAAGAUUAAGGACGGGAAGUUCCUUCAUACCUGUGCCCUGCGGCCCACUGGGAUUUACGGCGAAGGUCAUCAGCUCAUGAGGAUGUUCUAUAACCAGGGGCUCCGGACAGGACGUCGGGUAUUCAGAAUGAUCAAGCCAUCAACGGAACAUGGCAGAGUGUAUGUCGGUAAUGUAGCGUGGAUGCAUCUCCUUGCUGCCCGACAGCUGCAGGACAGUCCGUCCACAUUGGGUGGUCAGGUGUACUUCUGCUACGACCACUCUCCAUAUAAGAGCUACGAGGAUUUCAAUAUGGAAUUCCUGUCGGCCUGUGGGUUUCGGAUGAUAGGGUCCCGCCCGCUGGUGCCUUACUUCCUGCUCUACCUGCUGGCUCUGUUUAAUGUACUUCUGCAGUGGCUUUUCCACCCUUUCUGCACCUACGCCCCUAUCCUCAACCCAUACACUCUGGCUGUGGGCAGCACUACGUUCACUGUGCAGACGGACAAAGCCGAAAAGCACUUUGGCUACACGCCAUUAUUCAGCUGGGAGGAGAGCAAGCGCCGCACGGCCACCUGGGUGAAGAGCUUUGAAGAGAUGAACAAGGACCAAUAAGGAGAUUAGCAAAUUGACGUACACCCGCUACCUUAAGGAGGAGGUAACCUCAGAGGAUCUGAAGAGCAAGGAUCAAGAGUUACUGGAUUGAAGGGAGCAAUAAACUUUCUUUUUUUUGUGGCACAUGAAGAUCACAAAGACAGUCAAGAUCCUCUAUUACCAGGGACCAACCAGCCCGCAGAGCUCAACACGCCAGGUACACGGAACCUCUAUGACUGGCUGGAGACGCCAUAGACUCCAAGGAUCCCAGAGGCUACAAUCCAUCUCACAUACACAUGAUCCUCUAUUAUUUAUUUGAAUGGACCACAAAACUGGUAUCAAAUACCUACUAAUAACCACAAAAACAUUCUCAGUGAUUAGUAAUCAUUGGUCUAUAUCACUGUAGGUGGUACUCUAUUGACCAUCAUUACCCUUCCCCUAAGCAGUGCAGUGUAGCACAGGAUAAUACAUUUCACAACAAGAUUUAUACCAAUGAAACACAUUACAAGGUUCAAUGAUAUUUAAAUUGCAAAUGAACCCCCCCCCCCCCCCUCCCAAAGAGACAAACACACAAUACUUUGAACUUUGUAGAAAAACUCUGCUUUCUAGUGGUCGGAAACUGAAUAAGCUGCUAGUAUAUAUAAUUGCACAUGAAAAGGUUUACAUGCAUUUUUAUAGUAAAAUGUAUAAUGUUAUUUAAAUAUAUAAUGAAAUGUAUAAUGUGUAGUCUUGUUGGGGACAGUAGGCGAUAGGAAUGUGACAGUGUGCGUCCUCCGGGGCUCACCACUAGUGUGGGGCACGUAGUGACCGCAUAGUAGCAUUCUGCAAGGACGUCUAAUGGCAGGAGACACAGCUCCCAUCUAUACCUCUAUUAUGUCUACAUUGAUAGUACAAUCUCCUAGCACACAUGCAGGGAACAUGUAGACGCGAGCACGGGAAACAUGUAGGCGCAAGCAAAGGGAACAUAUAGGCGCGAGCAGGGGGAACAUGUAGGCGCAAGCAAAGGGAACAUGUAGGCACGAGCACGGGGAACAUGAGGGCAUGAGCACGGGGAACAUGAAGGCACAAGUAUGGGAAACAUGUAGGCACAAGCACGGGGAACAUGUAGGCUCGAGUAUGGGGUACAUGUAGGCGCGAGCACGAGGUACAUGUAGGCGCGAGCACGGGGAACAUUUAGGCGCAAGCACAGAGAACAUGAAGGCAUGAGCAUGGGGAACAUGUAGACACGAGCACGGUUAACAUGUGGGCACGAGCACGGGGAACAUGAAGGCGCGAGCACGGGGAACAUGUAGGCGCGAGCACAGGAAACAUGUAGGCGCGAGCACGGGAAACAUGUAGGCGCGAGCACGGGGAACAUGUAGGCGCGAGCACGGGGAACAUGUAGACAUGAGCAAAGGGAACAUGUUGGCGCGAGCACAGGGAACAUGAAGGCGCGAGCACGGGGAACAUGUAGGCACGAGCACGGGGAACAUGAAGGUGCGAGCAUGGGGAACAUGUAGGCACAAGCUAGGGGAACACGAAGGCACAAAAUGGAGAACAAUGUAGGCACAAGAAUGGGGACCACGAAUUCACAAGCAUAGGCGACAAGUAUGGAGAACCUUUCUGCAGAAGAAGGCCCAUUCCCAGCCAGCAGAUGCUCGUUGGACAAGCACUGUCCUAGUCUUCAAACAUUUAGGGCAGCAAUAUCUGGAGAACACAUUAUGGUAUAACUUUUAUUUUCCCUAUGGAGGAAGGCUGGGAUAACAGAUCACUCAGUGAUGGACAUCCUUAUUAAUGACCAGUAUUAAAAAAGAAAACAAAAAGAACAAUAAUCAGAUCUACAGUUUUAUGGACACAUAUACUAGUAGUUGCACUCAAAGCGGCCACAUUUAUUGCUGAAAACACCGUAGCUGCAAUUUCCCCCCUGCAUUCAGAGUACACCAAAUCUAUGUGCACCCAACCUACACCUUCACCCUCAUUAUCAUCAUAGAUAUGACCUGGGUGCAAGACAACAACCUACAUGCCCAUCACAAAUCUACGCUAAGCCACCCAGCUGAGCCCACUUAGCAACAAGUGGCAAACCAUCCAACUUAUGUGCUACCUUGGAAAGCCCGGCAGAGAUGCAUAAGAAUGCCUCUUCCUGUCAUGGUGGUCAUUCCGAGUUGUUCGCUCGCUAGCAGUUUUUAGCAGCCGUGCAAACGCUAUGCCGCCGCCCACUGGGAGUGUAUUUUAGCUUAGCAGAAGUGAGAACGAAAGGAUCGCAGAGCAGCUACAAAGCUUUUUUGUGCAGUUUCAGAGUAGCUCAAAACCUACUCAGCGCUAGAGAUCACUUCAGACUGUUCAGUUCCUGUUUUGAUGUCACAAACUCGCCCUGCGUUCGCCCAGCCACGCCUGCGUUUUUCCGAACACUUCCUGAAAACCGUCAGAUGACACCGAGUAACGCCUACUUCAUGUCAAUCACUCUGCGGCCAGCAGUGCGACAGAAAAGCUUCGCUAGACCCUGUGUGAAACUACAUCGUUCGUUGUAAUAGUACAUCGCGCAUGCGCAGAAGUGCCGUUUUUUUGCCUCAUCGCUGCACAGCGAACGAAUGCAGCUAGCGAUCAACUCGGAAUGACCACCCAUGUGCAGAUGCGUCUGCUUCCAUGCUAGGAGAAGUAGGGUUUUAUUUUGUAGAUAGUAUUAUGCUUUAAAUAUGCAGGAUUAAUAACGACGUGGGUAUUGUCAUGCAUAAGAAACAAACCCUUGCAACUGUUUUUUUGGAUACACUCCCAACUGCGACUAUCAAUGCAGCAAGUUAUCCGCAGUGCAAUAAUUUGUAUUAAUUUAUUUUUAACUAUAAAUGUGAUUAUAUUUUAAUAAAUAAUAUAACAAAUAUU
Messenger RNA from Pseudophryne corroboree (corroboree frog), 4274 nucleotides. RefSeq names its product hydroxy-delta-5-steroid dehydrogenase, 3 beta- and steroid delta-isomerase 7 (gene HSD3B7). The record is from RefSeq and is a predicted model, not a curated record. Gene Ontology annotation, molecular function: 3-beta-hydroxy-Delta5-steroid dehydrogenase (NAD+) activity. Gene Ontology annotation, biological process: steroid biosynthetic process. Bases 330 to 1439 code for a protein of 369 amino acids. The transcript is spliced from 7 exons. NCBI's taxonomy places the organism in Eukaryota, Metazoa, Chordata, Amphibia, Anura, Myobatrachidae.